This is a messenger RNA of Larimichthys crocea (large yellow croaker), 4551 nucleotides long. It is a transcript of the gene tlr7, whose product is annotated as toll-like receptor 7. Bases 1366 to 4527 code for a protein of 1053 amino acids. Gene Ontology annotation, molecular function: protein binding; pattern recognition receptor activity. Gene Ontology annotation, biological process: canonical NF-kappaB signal transduction; positive regulation of interleukin-6 production; toll-like receptor signaling pathway. Gene Ontology annotation, cellular component: plasma membrane. The record is from RefSeq and is a predicted model, not a curated record. The transcript is spliced from 2 exons. Lineage: Eukaryota; Metazoa; Chordata; Actinopteri; Sciaenidae.
CACAAUAACAGGCUUUUUCUAGAUUAUACAAGUUUGCUUCUGAUGUUGUAUUACUCAAAUAUAAAAGUUGCACACCCAACAAUAUGUUUUGUUUCAUAACAAUAUUUAAUAAUUCAUGAUUUUGCUAUUUACUCAAGCCUGAGUGUUGGUAAUGCUCUUUGCAUUAAUGAUGAUCAUGGCCCACUUACUCACGGGAGAGAGCGCUUGCACAAUGUGUGAGUAGUCAAGCACGCGCUUGCAGUCUGCAGCCAUGCCAGCAGCUCCCUGCCAGCUGUACUCCGAGCUAAAUGCUAACAUAAGCAUGCAUCAACAUGCUCGCAGUGACAAUGCUCAUAUUAUAUUGGCCAUAGUUCAGCCUGUUGGUGUGCUAAUUAGCACAAAACACAAAUCACAGGCUGACGGGAAUGUCAUUAGUUCGGUGAAAAAGCUCGAUGAAAAGUUCAUCCCGAGGUGGGUUAUGAACAUAUGUAUCAGCUUUAAUGGCGAUUCGUCUAAUUUGUGAAUUUACACUGACAUCACAAAUGUCAACCUCAUGGUAAGCACAAGAGGAAAAGUCAGUAUCGCCUGGGGACUGUGAAUAUCACAAAAGUCUAGUCAGAUGUUGAAAACUUCGACCUGCCGGUGAUGUCUAGAGGUAAAGACAGGGUAUCACCAAAAUCAGAACAAUUCGUCCUCCGAGGACCAUUAAUGUCUGGAGAAAUGUUCGUUACAAUCCGUCUAGUAGUUGUUAAGAUAUUUCAGUGGACAGAAAAACAGGCUGACAUCGUCAUCCCCUAGAGCUGCUAACAUGUCUCUUGUCAUCACGCCUCUUUACUGUAAAAGAAGCAGAUCAGGUAGAUGAUUUUUCCAAAACUGCAGUGUGUCUCUCAAAUAGUCAGUCUCAGCCACAAAGUAGUCACGGAUUACAGAUUAAGACGAUGUCUAGCGUGGGAGCUGGUAAACCUCAACUCCACUCCAAGCAUAGGUUUCAUUUUACCCUACAAGACAGUCAGAAAUGAAACCACCAGUGGUUUAAUAACCUGAGCAACCAACGACUCCUCCAGCCGUGCCGUUAAGACACAAGACACCAUAAUCAUUCUUUUGUAAAGAAAACCUCUUCAUGGUAACAUUAGCAUAAAGCAUCAUUAUAUAACAAACAGCCACCAGAUGACUGUUAUCACAGACGGGGUAAAAGAUGGAAGGAUUUGGAUGUGUGUGGUUCGUGAAAAGAGGGAAGUGAUUCUGGCUAAUAAUACACAAAAUGGGUUAACCCAGACACCUGUUACUUUCCCCCUAUCACCGAAUAUCAAUGUUAGUGUUACAGUGUUCUUUCAGUACUCGUACAGGACGCAUAACAGGACCUGUUUUGAAUCUCUCUCGUGAACAAUGUUCUUCCACUCGAUGUGCGUGCCGCUGCUGGGCCUGUGGUGCUUUCUCUCCAUAUCAACAUCUAGCAUCUCAUACCCAAAAACUCUGCCGUGUGAUGUCAGCGAGGAAAGCAACGGGACUGAGCUGAAAGUGAACUGCACUGAGAGAAACCUCAAAGACGUCCCCAACGGCAUCCCCAGAGACACUACCAAUCUGACGCUCACCAUCAACCAUAUCCCUCAAUUAAACUCCACCUCCUUCCGAGAUCUGGUGAACCUGACUGAGAUUGACAUGAGGUGCAACUGUGUGCCCGUCAAAAUCGGGCCCAAGGACCGCAUAUGCUCCAAGAGCGUGACAAUAGAGGAGCAUGCCUUUGCCGGUUUGAAGAAUCUGCGAGCGCUGUAUCUAGACGGCAAUCAGCUCGACAGUAUACCCAAAGGCCUGCCUUCAAACCUGAUCCUGCUGAGCUUGGAAGUGAAUAACAUUUUUCAUAUUUCUAAAGCAAACCUCUCCGGGAUCAGAAAUGUUGAGAUGCUUUACCUCAGUCAAAACUGCUACUAUCGUAACCCAUGCAAUUGUUCCUACUAUAUAGAGGAAGGUGCGUUUUUGCAGCUUGAAAAAUUAACAUUGUUAUGCCUUAAGUCAAAUAACUUAUCCUAUAUUCCACAUCAACUACCCACAAGCCUCAAGGAGUUGUAUCUCUACAACAACAACAUUGAAGAAGUCACAGAUGAGGAUUUCAAAAACCUAACAAACCUUGAGAUUCUGGAUAUUAGCGGAAACUGUCCCCGAUGUUACAAUGCUCCUUACCCAUGCAACCCGUGCCCGAACAAUUCGCCGCUUAAAAUCAGCAAGACGGCUUUUAAAAUGCUCAAGAAACUGAAGACGCUCCGCAUGCACAGCAACUCUCUGAUUUCCGUACCAUCUGACUGGUUUGCGAACAUGCAGGAGCUCAGGGUGCUUGAUCUCUCGUCAAACUUUUUGGCAAGAGAGAUGGGAGUCACUGCCUUCCCACGUUUCCUUGGCAAACUCGAAGAACUGGACCUGUCAUUUAACUAUGAGCUGCAGAAGUAUCCUAAAACAUUGAGACUGAACUGCAGUUUCACUUCCCUCAAAUCCCUUAAAAUUCUCAGACUAAAGGGCUAUGUGUUUCAGCAGCUAAAGCCUGAGAGCAUUGCUCCUUUAAAGGCUCUCCCAGGCUUGCAGGUUUUAGAUCUGGGUACAAACUUCAUUAAAAUGACAAACCUUAGUAUUCUGAUGGAAUUAAAAAGCUUUCAAAUAAUCAGCCUCUCUGAUAAUAAGAUAUCUUCCCCCUCUGACGGCCAAGACGCCGUCGGUUUCUCUGGAGGAGAGCCGUUUGAGUGGUCACCCAUGUCAGCUGCUGCUCCGUAUCAAAAUAAGGAAGUGAGAGAGAUUCAUUACUUUAGAUAUGAUGAAUAUGCACGCAGCUGCAAAUACAAGAGUAAAGAACUCGGCGUCAUUACAUCCUUUGUCAAAAGGGAGUGCAGUCAGUUUGGCAAAACCCUGGAUGUGAGCAGAAACAACAUAUUCUUCUUGCAUCCCAGUUUUUUAAAUCUCGGGGAGCUGAGAUGUCUCAAUUUGUCUGGAAAUGCAAUGAGCCAAAGUCUGAAUGGAUCUGAAUUUACCCAUCUGACUAAUUUACAAUAUCUGGACUUCUCCUCAAAUCGCCUGGACCUGCUGUACUCCACUGCGUUUCAAGAGCUGAGCAAUCUGGUCAUUUUGGAUAUAAGUAAAAACAACUAUUAUUUUGAGUCGGAGGGAUUGACUCACAUGCUUAAUUUCACUCAAAAUUUGAAAAAGCUCAAGAUACUGAUGAUGAACCACAACAAGAUCUCUACUUCCACUAACACAGAGCUGGAGAGUGAAUCUCUAGAGAGGUUAGAGUUCAGAGAUAACCGGUUAGAUGUGAUGUGGAGAGAUGGGACCAGCAGAUAUUUCAAUUAUUUCAAGAAAUUAUUUAAUCUGACCGUCCUCGACAUCUCGGAGAACAACCUCGAUAAUAUUCCAAAGCCUGUGUUCAGCGGUCUGCCAGACAAACUGUCUGAGCUCUACAUCAAAAAGAACAGACUACAUUCAUUUUACUGGGGGGAAUUACAGUUUAUACAGUCUUUGCGAGUCUUAGAUCUGAGCGGGAACAGCUUAACUACUGUUCCACGCAUGCUGUCAAACUGUACCAAAUCUCUGGAAAAACUCGUUUUGCAUCAUAACCAAAUCCUAAAACUCACACCAGAUUUUCUCAAGGAUGCCUACAACUUAAGGUAUUUGGAUCUUAGUUAUAACCGCCUAAAGAACAUUGACAAAUCGAGCUUUCCAGAUGAUGUUGUUGGUCAGAUGCAUAUGCUGCUUCUGCACAACAACAGAUUUGUGUGCAGUUGCAAUACCACUUGGUUUGUAAUGUGGCUCAACAGUACAACGGUGCCCAUCCCCAGACUGGCUACAGAUGUCACCUGUGCCUCUCCAGGAGCACAGAGGGGUAAAGCUGUGGUCUUAGUGGACCUGCAGGCCUGCCAGCACAGCUACCUGUCGAUCAUCCUCUACACCCUCAUGACUUCUCUGAUCCUCAGCUUCCUCGCUCUGUCCAUCUCCAGCCACCUCUUCCUGUGGGACGUCUGGUACAUCUACCACUUCUGCAGGGCCAAGCUUAAAGGAUAUGGACGCCUGUACUCCCAAAGCUCCGUCUAUGAUGCCUUUGUCAUGUAUGACAAGGAGGAUCCUGCAGUGACCGAGUGGGUGAUGAAGGAAAUGUGCUUUCAUCUGGAGGAACGCGGAGACCGUCCUCUGACGCUGUGUCUGGAAGAACGCGACUGGAUCCCUGGAUGUCCUCUAAUCGACAACCUCUCCCAGAGCAUCCACAAGAGCAAGAGGACCAUGUUCAUUCUCACCAACAGAUAUAUUCAAAGUGGCAACUUCAAGACAGCUUUCUACAUGGCUCACCAGAGGCUGAUGGAUGAAAAAAAUGACGUCAUCGUACUGAUCUUCCUGGAAAAAGUACCUUGCAAUUCAAGGUACUUGAGAUUGAGAAAGAGACUGUAUAAGAGGUCCGUGCUGGAGUGGCCAACAAAUCCUCAAGCCCAGCCGUACUUCUGGUUCAGCCUGAGGAGUGUAUUAGCAACAGAAAGCCACAAACAAUACAGCAACCUCUUCAAAGAGACACUGUAAAUAGAACAUAUACUCUAAUAUGGC